AGAACGUUUGUUCGGAAAAAACCUGAUGAUUUCAUACAACUCCUUCAGUUUGUCAGAUUAGAUUGUACUAUUGUAUGACAUUUUGUAUAUGUGAAGAAAAUAUACGCGUAUAUUCUGAGCGAGGACAUAAGUACAAAGAAAUGGUUUUUGGACUGCUGCAUGCAAAAUAUUAAACUGUGCCAUUGUUUGAAAAAAUAAGAAGUAAAAUGUCUAUCAGUCAAGAUCGUCCGGAACUUUACGAAGAAGUCAAACUGUAUAAAAAUGCCAGAGAACGUGAGAAGUAUGAUAACCAAGCUGACUUGUACGCUGUUGUCAAUACUCUGCAACAUUUAGAGAAAGCUUACAUCAGAGAUUGCGUUACGCCUAAAGAAUACACUGCAGCUUGCAGUAAGCUGCUAGUACAAUACAGAGCUGCCUUUAAACAGGUUCAAAGCGAUCAAUUUCUCACAAUCGAUGCUUUUGCCAGAGCAUUCAGGCUUGAUUGUCCAGCUGCUCUUGAAAGAAUAAAGGAAGAUAGACCUAUCACUAUCAAGGAUGACAAAGGCAACACAUCUAAAUGCAUAGCAGACAUUGUCUCACUGUUCAUUACAAUCAUGGACAAAUUACGGUUAGAGAUUAAAGCUAUGGAUCAACUCCAUCCAGAUCUAAGAGAUCUGAUGGACACCAUGAACCGACUCAGUAUAUUACCCAGUGAUUUUGAUGGAAAGCAAAAGGUCGCAGAGUGGCUCCAGACACUAAACAAUAUGUCUGCCUCUGAUGAACUGUCGGAUACUCAAGUCAGACAAUUGAUUUUUGAUUUGGAAACAUCCUACAAUGCCUUCAACAAAGUACUCCACAAUUCUUAAUUUACAAAAAGAAAGUAAGAAACAACAAAACAUGAAUUAUUCAAAAGCACAAAAUUUCUUUUAAAAAACGAUUUUAUAAGAGUAAAUGUUGCUUGGGUAUAAACAUGUUUUUUUCUACACUUCUAUUCCUUGAGUAAUAGGUGAUAAAUGUUACUUGUAUUAUUAUUUGACUUUUUAAUCACUUUACAUGAGUAUCUUUUUUGAUGUAAGAAUCAUGUGUAUAAUUAUUUUUAUAUGUAACUGUUUAAUUAUUAUCCUCCUAUGUUCUGCAAUAACUUACUUGUUAACAGAAGCAAAUUCGCAUCAGAACAUAUUUUUCUGCAAUUUGUAAAGUACACUAGGUAAUUGUUAAAUAAAUGAAAAAGGUUGAAUCAAUAAAACACUCGUUUGAUUGGCAAGUAUAGCACAUCAUUGUGCAAUCAAUUGUACUAAUUGAAGUUUUCUUACAUUGAAGUUUUGACUCUGGCAUUUCCUGACACGAAUCACGUACUAUAAAGCGAACCAAUUAUAAUUUUAAAUUACCGUCGCAAUAGACAUAGCGUGAAUUCAAGCAAAUUUAAUUUGCAAACUAUUAUGUAACAUUGAUAUACAUAUGAAUAUAACUAAUUUUGUAAAGUCGCAUAUGAAUCGUCAUUUGUUUGCGUAAUCACACAAAAAAAAAUCACAACGUCUGCGUGAUUGUUCGAAUAAAGCAACAUCAUGUUUUGAAAA
This is a messenger RNA of Nasonia vitripennis (jewel wasp), 1556 nucleotides long. RefSeq names its product vacuolar protein sorting-associated protein 28 homolog (gene Vps28). Gene Ontology annotation, molecular function: protein-containing complex binding. The transcript has 3 exons. The record is from RefSeq and is a predicted model, not a curated record. Gene Ontology annotation, biological process: protein transport to vacuole involved in ubiquitin-dependent protein catabolic process via the multivesicular body sorting pathway. Lineage: Eukaryota; Metazoa; Arthropoda; Insecta; Hymenoptera; Pteromalidae. Gene Ontology annotation, cellular component: ESCRT I complex. The coding region runs from base 207 to 845 and encodes 212 amino acids.